UUCACACUUAAAUAAAAGAAUAGAGAAGAAACGGAGGAAACACUCAAAGCUGAACGAAAUCGCCACUCCGCUCUCCGUGUCGUCACUCUGCUCUCCGUGUCGCAACUCCCCAACUUGGAAGUCUCCAUCAGCUGCUCCUGCUCGUAAGUGGUGAUUGGUACGACGAUGGAAGAGGUUUCCACUGAUAUUCGUGUGGAGGUGGGAGGACCGGAGCUUUCUAGUGAAGCGAGCAGUAAGGUUGUGCAAGAAGAAGAGGUUGAGGGUAAAGUUGAUGGCUUAAGUUUGGAUGAGCCCCAAGAAGCAGCAAAGAAGAAGAAGAAGAAAAGUAAAAGCAAGAAGAAAAAAGAACCCCCUCAGCAGACUGAUCCGCCAUCAAUUCCUGUAGCUGAGCUUUUUGCAUCUGGCGAGUUUCCAGAGGGUGAAAUUCAACAGUAUAAGGAUGAUAAUUUGUGGAGAACUACAUCUGAGGAAAAAAGAGAACUAGAGCGGUUGGAAAAACCAAUUUAUAAUUCAGUUCGCCAAGCAGCAGAAGUCCACCGUCAGGUUCGAAAGUAUAUUAGGCAAAUUUUGAAGCCUGGAAUGCUGAUGACUGACCUCUGUGAGACCUUGGAGAAUACAGUUCGUAAAUUAAUAUCAGAAAAUGGUUUACAAGCUGGCAUUGCAUUUCCUACAGGAUGCUCAUUGAACUGGGUUGCUGCUCAUUGGACACCAAAUACUGGCGAUAAAACUGUGCUUCAGUAUGAUGAUGUGAUGAAACUGGACUUUGGUACUCACAUUGAUGGGCAUAUUGUGGACUGUGCAUUUACUGUGGCGUUCAACCCCAUGUUCAAUCCACUGCUUGAGGCCUCACGAGAGGCUACGAAUACAGGAAUUAAGGAGGCUGGAAUCGAUGUACGCCUGUGUGAUGUUGGUGCUGCAAUCCAGGAGGUGAUGGAAUCGUACGAGGUUGAAAUUAAUGGCAAGGUGUUCCAAGUUAAAAGUAUCAGAAAUUUGAAUGGGCAUAGUAUCGGGCCCUAUCAAAUCCAUGCGGGGAAAUCUGUUCCUAUAGUUAAAGGAGGCGAGCAAACAAAAAUGGAAGAGGGUGAAUUUUAUGCAAUCGAGACUUUUGGAUCGACAGGGAAGGGAUAUGUUAGAGAAGAUCUAGAAUGCAGCCAUUACAUGAAGAAUUUUGAUGUUGGUCACAUCCCGCUGCGAUUGCCCAGAGCGAAACAACUAUUGGCAACAAUUAAUAAAAAUUUCUCUACAUUGGCUUUCUGCAGACGUUAUCUCGAUCGCCUUGGAGAAACUAAAUAUUUGAUGGCAUUGAAGAAUUUGUGUGAUGCUGGCAUUGUUCAGCCAUACCCUCCUCUUUGUGAUGUUAAGGGCAGCUAUGUAUCUCAGUUCGAGCAUACAAUUUUACUUCGUCCAACUUGCAAAGAAGUGGUAUCAAGAGGAGAUGACUACUGAUGAAGAACCGAAUGUGCACAAGGGCUGUGAUUCCAGGAGGAUCUUAGAGCUAAUUAAAUCUUCUACUAUACCAGUUUCCUCCACUGACUUUACUUCAUUCCUCAUGGUUUUCGUGUUGUUUGAUCUCGUAUUUUGAUGAAAAUCAACAUAUAUAUUUUUUUCUAGCUCUUUGUUGGUAUCAACUGAAAUCGUUGAAUUUUCUUUUAUAUUUCUUUUUCCUACAGUAUAAGUGGUAAUUUUUGCUGUACACCUGGAAGGAGCAGGGCCUUCAAUUCGUUUGUCUGUACUUUCCCAACAAAAUUUUACCA
This is a messenger RNA of Sesamum indicum (sesame), 1754 nucleotides long. It is a transcript of the gene MAP2B, whose product is annotated as methionine aminopeptidase 2B. Gene Ontology annotation, molecular function: metalloaminopeptidase activity. Lineage: Eukaryota; Viridiplantae; Streptophyta; Magnoliopsida; Lamiales; Pedaliaceae. The record is from RefSeq and is a predicted model, not a curated record. Gene Ontology annotation, biological process: proteolysis. Gene Ontology annotation, cellular component: cytoplasm.